AUGCAAAACGGGAUCUCCUCCCAAUUGACGCAGGCCAGUGCAUACGGGGCGACGUUCCUGGAUCUGUACGACGAUGUCCUUGCGAUGAUCGCUCCUGAUCUCACCACCAAAGAGUCCCUUCAGCUAGUUGCGAAACGUCAGGAACUGUCCUCGGUGACAAUAGAGUCGGUGCAGGCGGUCAUUCGUAUCUGCAAGUACAUGCUCGAGGAUGUGGUCGGCCGCUUGCAGUGGAUCCCGCGGUUGUCGGUGUCCGUCUGGAUCCCAGACAAAGGAAGUGGCCGUUAUGAAUGGUUGGUGAAACGGAACGGGCAGAGUGAAGCACCGAUGGCCAUGGGUCUCCUCGUGUCGCUCUUGGAGCAAGCACAUGGGCUGCAGUAUCUCCAUGUCGGGGAUGUCGACAACAACCUCGAGUUCGACCACGCACUCCUUGAUGCUAUAUGUGCACUCCCAAACCUGGUUGAGCUGGAGCUGCUGCGCGGGGAUCAAUUCGAGACCAUGAAGCUGCUUGACGGACUGCAAAACCGACUGCGCAUCCUCAGGCUGGGUGUGCAAGUAUUUAACGCGGACAAGGAUGCAAUGAUCUCCGGGAUCGGGAGGUUCCAGGAGCUUCGUGUGCUAGGACUCGGUGGAAUGUACACGCAACGGUCUCGCUUCUACAAAAACACGACGCGCUUCAUGCACGACCUGCACCAUACAUGGCCUGAUGUCAACCACCUUACCAUUGCACAUUGCGAUCUCGAGCUUCCUGCGGUCCUCCAUGCCUUCCCAAAUUUGCGCGCCUUGACAUUCACGGAAUGGGACAUUAUCUCGCGCUCAAUGUUGCACGACAGGUCGGCGUAUUCUGUCAAACUGCAGGGGCCCAACUGUCUCGAAUACGUCGAGGGUAGUGGACACCUGUUUGAGGACUGGCCCGCUGAGCGCCCUGUAUAUCACAUUCUCAUCCAAUCCGUACUCGCAAUUCCAAGUCAAACGGCAAUGGGCGGGGAGACGCGCUGUGGCGACCCUGAAAUCCCGAUCCUGCUGGAGAUGGCGCGCAAUGCUGAACCGGUCAUACUCACUUUCCGCAUCAUGGCAUUCGAAUCGCUGCAUGAGUCCUUCUGGAAGAGGCUGGCAGCCGAGGCGACGAGACUGCGAUGCCUCGAGGUCGGUUUGUUUGAAUUCAGAGAAACAAAGGGCCUCACAUCAUUAUUCCAGGGCUGGAUGACCAACGUCCCGUCAAGUCUUUCGCCUAUCACGUCGCUCUUGUACCUCGAAAUUGCCAUCGAUGUCAGCACGUCAUGGUUCAUCUCAUGCGUAAGGAAUGAGACGCCGGAGCCUAUUAACCUUGAUUAUAGUGAGGCGUACGCGGAACGGCUGGCAUCGCUUGUCAUUAUGCAGAUCCCCUCUCUUCGUUACCUCUCUCUUGGGUUUGGCUCCAUGGCGUCACAUUUACCCACCCCUCACAUACAGCCAUUUGCUGGCAGGAUGUGGAUGUGGAAGGCGGAGGGUACUGGUGGAGAGCGUGCACUCUGUCCUGUCCCGUCAACUAUUGCUCGGCGACUCAAGGUGCUGCUGAAAUCCCCCGAUUAUGACCCUCUGCAAGAGAGUGAUGAUGCGUCUACUGGAUUCUGGUGA
Postia placenta MAD-698-R-SB12 is the source of this 1614-nucleotide messenger RNA. RefSeq lists its product as hypothetical. The record is from RefSeq and is a predicted model, not a curated record. The transcript has 4 exons. The coding region runs from base 1 to 1614 and encodes 537 amino acids. Lineage: Eukaryota; Fungi; Basidiomycota; Agaricomycetes; Polyporales; Adustoporiaceae.